GUUACGACUGUUAAAAGUCAUUGUCGAGUGGAAGUAGCUCCAGAAACAUGGCUACUGAUGUGGGCUGGUUCAAGUACAUUUUCGAAGACUUAGCAUGUCCUCUAACAGUCAGCUUGCCUUUUGCUGGGAACCCCAUUCCAUUCCUUAUUUUAAUAGGAGCAUAUUUAUUAUUUUGCUUGAAAAUAGGACCAUGGUUCAUGAAAAAUAAGAGACCGUACAACCUGAAAAAAACAAUACAGGUCUACAAUUUCCUCCAAGUAAUUUUGAGCGCGUUCCUAGUUGUAGCGGGCUCUCGGCGGCUGUUUUUAAUGGAUUACGAUUUUACGUGUGAGGAUUUCAAACUUGACAGCGAAUCAACAGAUUUUGACAUCCUAUUAAGCUACACGUACUUCUACGCGAAGCUCACGGAACUUCUAGACACAGUAUUCUUCGUCCUGCGCAAGUCGUUCCGGCAGAUCUCAUUCCUGCACCUCUUCCACCAUACCUUCAUGCCAUGUAUAUGUUGGUUUGGAAUCACCUACUAUCCGGCUGGUAACGCGUCAGUGUUCGGCACCGCCAACUCUCUGGUGCACGUCGUGAUGUACACGUACUAUCUGCUCGCCAGCUUCGGAGACAAGUACAAGAAGUACCUGUGGUGGAAGAAAUAUGUUACCGUCAUGCAAUUGGCUCAAUUCGUCCUGGUGGGUCUGCACUCCUUCCACAGCAUGUUCUACACACACUGCAACUACCCCAUCCUCAUCAAACUGCUGAUAGUCGUCCAAGCUAUCGUCUUCUUCAAUAUGUUCUGGAGUUUCUAUUCUUCGACGUACUUGAAGAAAGGAAAAUCAGCGCAAAAUGGAAGUAGGAAAGCGCAUUGAAUUUAGUUUUAAGUAUUUAUGAUAUUAAAAGUUAGGAGCCAGA
This is a messenger RNA of Aricia agestis (brown argus), 900 nucleotides long. RefSeq names its product elongation of very long chain fatty acids protein-like. The transcript is spliced from 6 exons. Gene Ontology annotation, molecular function: fatty acid elongase activity. Lineage: Eukaryota; Metazoa; Arthropoda; Insecta; Lepidoptera; Lycaenidae. Gene Ontology annotation, biological process: very long-chain fatty acid biosynthetic process; fatty acid elongation, saturated fatty acid; fatty acid elongation, polyunsaturated fatty acid. Gene Ontology annotation, cellular component: endoplasmic reticulum membrane. The record is from RefSeq and is a predicted model, not a curated record. The coding region runs from base 48 to 857 and encodes 269 amino acids.